UGAUAUGAUUAAUAUUUUACGAGAUAUAAAAAAGCAGUUUUGACUAACUGCAGAUUUCGUAAGUAUUUUUCUAGCAAAAAGUGAUCAAGUUAUUUAGUCACUUUUCGCAUGUCAAUAUUAAAUAUAUAUAAAAAUAUUGUUUAAGCAAAAAGUGACCAAGCUAUUUAGUCAUUUAUUACAUGUGUACCAAAAACGUUUGAUUUGUACAGUUGGUACUUGGUCAUUAAAUUAUUAAUAAAUAAUAAUCAUAAAAGUAAAAAAUAUUGAUAAUGAUUGACGUAUAAAAAUAGGAAAUUAUAAAUAUCUAUAUUUUAUAAAUAACAAAUCUAUGGUAAUAAUUCACGUGACAUGGAUAUUAUUAUCACCCAAAAUAUUAUUGAUAAUAUUAUAAACUUAUUUAAUUAUUUACUUGUCAUAGUUGUUAGUUGUUUUUAUAUUUUAUUCAUCAAAAUAAAAAUUUAGUUCACUGAAGUACAGCUAUUUAAAAUGAAUAAUCGAAGUAAAAAGCUUGUUGCAUUGUGCAAAAGUAAUAACAAAUCAAAUAAUGCUAAUCCUCAAACAAUUCAAUCUCUGAAUGUAAUCAAUGAAUCAAAGAUAGUGCAUUUAGAAAAUAAUAUCCAAGUCUCAAGUUCACAGAACUUUAUUAUGAAAAAAUUUCUGAAUGAUGUAAUUACAGUACCAAAAUCAAUUGACAUUGAUUAUCAAAACUAUAGUAACAAUAUUACCUCAUACAAUGAUCAAGACCUGAACAUACUAGAAUCAACUGAUAUUAAUACACAAUCAGUAACUGGACCAUCUCAGAUAGAUCUACCUAAUAAUAAUCUCACAGAAAACAAUAAUAAAGAAACUGAUACAUUAAUUAACAGUAAUACACCAGGUUCAAAUUAUAAUACUAGAUUUCAAUUAAAUAAACAAUAUUCUACUGAUCAAAAUGUACAUAAUAAUAAGAUAUUAUUAGAUAGUAGUGAUGAAUGUGAUGAUAGUGGUGAUGAAUGGCAACCCUAUAAUAAUAAAAAUAAUGCAAUUGACUCUGAUAGUGAUGGUGUGAUAGGGACCUGCAAUGAUGAAAAUAUUUUUGGUGUGAUAAACGUUACAGAAAAUACAGAAAAUAAGAAAACAGGAGAACAGAAUAUAAUUAAAUCAGUGAUAAAUUAUAUUAUUGAUGAAAUUUGCAAUCAAAGUAAAGACACAUUACUUGAAGCAUUAGAUGAAACCGUGAAUAGUCAAAGUAAAAAAUUGGUUAGAAGAGUAAGGGGUGAUGCAAGUAAAUGGAAAAAAAAUGUUAUUUCUAAAGAAAAAAAAAAACUUAAAAAACCUAAGGCUAUUGAUUGUUCCCACUGUAAAUUUAAAUGCUCUAUUAAUUUUGAUGAAAGUUAUAGAAAUGAAGUUUGUAAUAAAUUUUGGGCUUUAGAUUAUAACCGCCAAAAAGAUUUUAUUUUAGCCAAUGUAAAUAUAAAAUCUGUCAAACGCCAUGUCCCAAUAACAAAUAUUAGAAAAGCUAAGGAAAACUCAAAAGUAUAUAAUAAAGCAUUUGAAGGAUUAGGCACAGACACUGGAUUAUUCAUGGACCAUGAUAAAAGAGGCAAAGCACCAUCGGUGAAUAAAUCUUCUGAUGAAAUUAUAGCUAAUAUUAAUUCACACAUAGAAAAAUUUCCUACAGUUGAAUCCCACUACUGUAGAUCUACAUCUAAACGUCAAUAUUUAGAUCCAAAUUUAUCUAUAUCAAAGAUGUAUGAGCUGUAUGUGAAAGAAUGUAAUGAAACAGGUCAAAAACAAAAAGAUCAAUGUUUAACUUGUGAAAAGUAUAACAAAUCUGCAAAACCUCAAUCCAAAGACAUGGUUAUAAAUUAUGAAAAUCACAUCCGGAGACGUGAUGAAUCUUUUGCUGCAAAAAAAUUAGAUAAAGAACGAGCUACAAGUGACCAAUCUUUUUGUAGUGCUACAUUCGACCUUCAAAGUGUCCUCUAA
Molecule: messenger RNA, 1968 nt
Organism: Metopolophium dirhodum (rose-grain aphid)
Lineage: Eukaryota; Metazoa; Arthropoda; Insecta; Hemiptera; Aphididae
Product: GATA zinc finger domain-containing protein 4-like
Exons: 7
Coding region: 487-1968 (493 amino acids)
Source: RefSeq, a predicted model, not a curated record